Daphnia magna is the source of this 9911-nucleotide messenger RNA. It is a transcript of the gene Camta, whose product is annotated as calmodulin-binding transcription activator 2. Lineage: Eukaryota; Metazoa; Arthropoda; Branchiopoda; Diplostraca; Daphniidae. The transcript has 27 exons. The coding region runs from base 388 to 5085 and encodes 1565 amino acids. Gene Ontology annotation, cellular component: nucleus. Gene Ontology annotation, molecular function: transcription coregulator activity; protein binding; double-stranded DNA binding. Gene Ontology annotation, biological process: regulation of transcription by RNA polymerase II. The record is from RefSeq and is a predicted model, not a curated record.
AACUCGAUCUGUCAGUCGAUAAGACGAGUGUAAAAAAGAGAAUACUGAAACAAAAAAGUGGAGCGUGUGAUCUUUUUAGCCGUUAGAAAUAGAACCUUGUUUUUUUGUAUGUGUUGUGGCCCACGUCUUUGUAGUAGGAAUGUUGGGAGUGGGCUGAAAAUAAUUUCGUAUUCACAGACGUGGAUCGAUUCACCGCGUGUUUGGUCGUCGAGACAAGACGAGACAAAGUUUUAAAAGAGAGUCAUCUGUUGAAAAGGAAAAAAGAGAGGACCUCAUUGAAGUGCAGUGUUUAAUUACACAAUAACAUAUGAGAAGAUGGAGCGUCGCUGGAAGAUGGCGUGAUACGCAAAACUAGACGGAAGAAGAAGGAAGUUAUCGUGGCCAAACAUGAAUCUGAUCCAGCAGCAGCCAUCGAGCACUGGCGCAGGAGAGCAAGGAGUCAUUGAGAACAAGAUGGUGGAACAGCCAUCGUGUUCCAGACAAUCCUCGCAGGACGAUGUCGACUGUUCUUCAGCGGUCGGCGUCAAACCAUCAGUGAGCGAUGACGGCGGGAUGAAUCCACCCAUCAAUCUUCCGGCCAGCCUGGAGAGUUUACCGCGGGCUGAACAUUUCCCAACGCAGAGGCAUCGCUGGAACACCAAUGAGGAGAUUGCCGCCGUGUUGAUCAACUUUGAACGUCACCCCGAAUGGCUCUUCAAAGAGGUUAAAAUCAGACCGAAAAGUGGCUCGAUGUUGUUAUAUUCGCGCAAGAAAGUGCGAUAUCGUCGUGACGGCUACUGCUGGAAAAAGCGCAAGGACGGCAAGACGACGCGCGAAGAUCACAUGAAACUCAAAGUGCAAGGCACCGAGUGCAUUUACGGCUGUUACGUCCAUUCGGCCAUUCUACCCACUUUUCAUCGACGAUGUUAUUGGCUGUUGCAGAAUCCCGACAUUGUCCUAGUCCACUAUCUCAACGUGCCGUAUCCGGACGACGCCAAACUGUUGGUUGUGGCCAGCGUUUCAUUAUGGGCCGAACGCAAGGAGUGGAGCAAAGACGAGCUCAUUUCCCAGCUGAGACCCAUGUUUUUGAGCCAGGACGAACCCAAUUUGAACAACGAACUGGAAGUCUCUACGGCGGAAACGGUGGAAGCCAUCGUCAGUCAGCUGAUGGAGAAACAGCGGCUGGCCCGCACGGGCGGCAGCGUUGGGGCCGUUCCGGUGGCUGUCAACGGACACGUUUCAAACGCCCCUCAGCGCCAGCAGCAGCAGCAGCAGCAACUUCAAACGGGUGGAGGUGGUGGUGGAGGAGGAGGUCGGGUUGGCAACAGCAGAACAUCGGCCAACAUGGAACCACAGGUUCACCAUAAUCACAAAGUUGGUGCGGAUGCAUCGAGUCUGAACGAUUUGGCGACGGGCCAUAGCCUUCCACAUUCCCUUCGGCGGCUCUCUAAUGGCGGGCCAGCAAGUUCCUUUAUCCGAUUAGAACCUCGACCCGCUCCAUCACAUUCCAGCAACAUCCAGCAACGUCAGACGGCAACGCCGGCGGAUAAUGCUGGCCGGACGGCUCCGUCUGCCAGGGCGGAGGCGGCCAAUUUCGGUCUGGGGAGAGGUGGUUCGACGCCAACGUCCAUGCCUUCGUCGUCGUCAUUGUCUUCCACUUCCGUCCCAUCUUUCCACACCGAACAGAUCCAUCAUCAUCCGGAGACGGUGCAAUGCCAACAGCAGGAUCAUCAGUUGCAACAUCAGCAGCAGCAGCAGCAGAUGAUCAGCGCCAAACAGGAAUCGCUGGAUUCCAAUUAUUAUUAUUCUUCAAAUAAUUGCAACAAUGCUGGCCAGCAGCAGCAGCAGCAGCCUGCCCAUCCUACCCCUCCUACACCGGCCCCCGUUCCUUCCAUUAAUCAGACGACGAUGAAUUUCAUGGAUCACGGCAGCGGCGAUCAAGGCAACACGUUCCCUUCAUUCUACUCGCUCGUCAACGCCAAUAACGCCACCAGGCGGGCCGAUGAAAUGCUUUCCGGCCAUGGAUACAGGUUGCCGAUGGAUUGUCUGUUCAAUGAAACGCUGGAUCUUUCACAGGACGAUAUCCAACGAACCCUGUCGGCCAAUUUGAGCCACGAAACGGCUUUCCACUGCAGUGGCGGCGGAGGUGGUAGCGCAAGUAACGACGGUGGAGCCUCUUGUAGCGACGGCGGAUUAGGCAGAUCGAUUCGAUCCGUUGAAACGACAGCCGAGGAUGAUUUACUAGUCAAUUUAGAUGCCUUCGACAUGCUGACGGAAUUCUCCGAUUUGGAUUGCCACGACACGAUCGACUCGCUCAUCUCAAUCCAGACGGGUACAGCAGGCGGAGGAAGAGCUUCCGGGUCACCUUCCGACGGCUCGGAUGGCAAAGACAUGAACGCUAUCAACGACAGGAUCCAUCAGCUCAAAGACGUACCGUCUCCUCCGACCCUCUCUACGUCCGGUGAUUCCAUGUUGACAUCCAUUACCGAUUUCUCGCCGGAAUGGGCUCCUACUGAGGGUGGAACCAAACUGCUCAUAACAGGAUCGUUUUGUUCGCCGACGCUAAGCGGCUCGUACAGCGCCGUGUUUGAUGGAAUAGCAGUUCCGGCUGUUUGGGUCCAGUUGGGAGUCCUCCGCUGCUUUUGCCCUCAUCAUAGCCCUGGAAGAGUGCAAAUGCAUGUGGCCCGUCAGGGAAUAGCCAUCACGCAACCGGCCAUCUUUGAAUACCGUCAAGUGUCUGCCGUGUCGAGUUCGUGUCAUCCGGAAGGAUCUUCAUCCACCACCCAAUGGACGAAUUCACUUCUGACGUUGUUGGUGGGCCGGCUCGAGUCUCUUGGAGCCCAUUUGAACGUCCAAGGAUGCGGCAUCGAUCAGCUGUUUAGCAGCUUGAGAGCCUAUCUGGAGAGUGGCGAAGUGGAACUACAAAGCGCCGAGGAGCAGUUGGUGUCCAUCUGUCGUCAGUUGGUGACGAAACGUUGGCGGUUGAACGCACAGCAGCCGGGCGAAGAUGCGUCCUCGUCACAUACGAACGGGACGCGUCAGCAAAUGAACCUACUCCACCUGGCGGCGGCUUUGGGUUUGUUGCGCGUCCUGUGCACGUUGCUCAACUGGCGACUGGAGAACUCGUCACCAGCGCUGGAACACGAGAUGAGUCCACUGGCCAGCGACCAGCAAGGUUACACACCGCUGAUGUGGGCCUGCGCCCAAGGCCAUCGCGAUGUUGUAGCCCUUCUGGCUCAAUGGGACCCUUCGGCCCUCAACGUCCACGAUCGAUCGGGGAGAUCAGCUUGGGACGUUGCCCGGCAAAGGGGCCAUCAUUCGCUUGCCGAAGAACUGGAAACGCGUAGGAUCUUGUCGGUCAGACGAUCAACGGCCGAGCCUUCGCUUCCGCCGCCUUCGCUCGUCCAGCUCAACAAAUCCAAUUGCAGCAGUAAACCGAUCGAGUCGGUGGCUGCUCGCCAGAUGUUGCUGGCCAAACGCUCGUCCGUCGAUUCGGUGCCCAACAAUAACAACAAUAACGAGCCGGCCGGAAAUAAUCACCAAGCAUUUUGGAGACGGCCCAACGCGGCCAAAGCUCACAAACUUUCCAGGGACGAUCGCAGCUAUUCGCUGCCAUUGGGCGGAGCUGGCCAGGCUUAUUCUAGCGGCCGCAAUAGCACCGGCAGCAACGUGUCGUGUUUGGCUCACGAUCCGUCGCCUUCGCCGCACACGAUGGAUUCAUCGAAUCCAUCUUCUUUGAAUGGCGGCUCGAGCUUCGAUGGCGGCCUGGACGGCCUGCUCGGCCCAUGUUACAGCCCGUGUUACAGCGCCGACAUCGAAGGCUUGGAGUCAGGAGACGAUGGAUUGCUCGUCGACAACUCGUCCACCUGCUCCUCCACAACCCAAGCUGCUCCCUGCUCCUCCGCCGCAGGCGGGCCUCGAUCGGCAGCAGGAAGUGGCGUCCGCCGGGAGAGCGUCAAUUCGAUCGACCUCCAUCAACAGCACCUGUCGCCGUUAACGAGCAUCGAGCAAAACACUCGGGUCUUGACAUUGGCUGAACAAAUCAUCGCCGCUAUUCCUGAUCGCAUCAAAAACGAAACGGAGGACAUGGUGGUGGGCUGGAGUCCCUGCAUGGAAUUGGAGAUCAGCAGCGUCGUCAGCGAAGUGCAAAGCAUCGAAGGUUCCAUCGAUUUGGCCAUCGUCGCCGAUGCGCCUCCGUCUCUCGACGGCAAUGAUUUGACCUUUGAAUUUAGUGAUCAACAGUACAGGUAUUGCGAAACGGCGACGCCCAGCUCAAGUUUGUCUCCAGCGUCGUCCAGCUGCCUGCAAUCUCCGUGUUCGUUCUCUGUUAACUCGCCCUCACCUCCGCCUACCACUGCCGAUUUCAGCGAAUUCCUCCAGGCUUCUGCCAGUUUAUUUGUUCGUGAUUUUUCUAACUUGACGCUGUCGGAUCACGAGCAACGCGAACUCUACGAGGCGGCAAAAACCAUCCAAAAGGCCUAUCGAUCCUACGUAGGACGCAAGAGGGCCGAAGAACAGGAGAAGGAACGGGCAGCUGCCGUGAUCAUUCAGAACUAUUACCGGCGUUACAAACAGUACGUCUACCUGAAGCAGAUGACCAAAGCGGCCGUUGUCAUCCAGAAUCAAUUCCGCUCGUAUUACGAACACAAGCGCUUCAAGAAGAACAUGGAAUCACCGUCGACAUCGUCCGCAUCGAACGCGGCCAACAGCGGAGGCAUCGCCUCUUCGGCAGCCGCCGUUGCGGCCGCUUACCGCAACUACCGCGAGUCCUCAUUAACGGCCAACUCGGCCCGCCAGAGUCGCGAAGGAACGCCCACCUCUUCGGCGCUCAAGCGGACCUAUUCACAGCGUCGGCAACAUCAGGCAGCGAGGAAGAUCCAGCAGUUCAUGCGCCAAUCCAAAAACAAUCUUCUGGAUGUUGUCGUGAAAUCGGUUACAGAGAGAGAGGGCGUUACGGCGGGCGGCAGAGUCUCAUCCAGAGAUGCCGGUGGAACUUCAACAACAACAGCAACAACACAGAGCCCCGGCAGCGGUAAUAGCCCAAGCAAUUCAAGCUCCAGUAGCGGAUCCGUCGCAAGUUCCAUGACCUAUCACAGUCUGAAUUGAACAUGAGGCAAACGAGCGUGCGCGGGACACAAACCAAGAAAGAAAACGAGCGCGCGGAGAAUCAACAGUGUAACGUUCUGCACGUUAACGUUGUGGGAAUCGUGACUGGGACAAGUUGCACUUCUGAAAUGCUGGCAAUUCAAUCGGUUUCUUGUGUCUCUGUGCGGCCACAUGAAUAUUCCCGAUCGAUAAUUUUUUUUUGUUUUUUAAUCUUUUCUUAACCCACUUUACUCGAUUCAGCUCUCCUAUUUCAACUGGAAUACUUUUCUUUUUACCCCCCAACUUUGAGGAUACACGAUUGUACUACACCCCAUCGAUUUCCCCGUCCAUCCGAUUCAACUUCUGCGGACAUCGUUCAACUAACAAUCCCCCCAUCUUUUUGUACAAAUGGAAAUCGACCAUUUCUUUGCUAUCACCUUCCUCUCUUUCUCUCUUGGCGCUUGUGUUUUGUUUCCCACCUCCCCCCCAUGCUAGAUUCAAUCACAUUCCUUCAACUUUAUAUUCGGGCGGACAAAAGAAACUUGCGAAACAAGUUUUAAUUCGGCCCAUUUGUUUCCCUCUUUUUUUUUUAAAUUUUCCAAUUCAGUUUCGAAAAAAAAAGACGAACGUCUUGCGAAUCAAUCAAACUCGAUCAAAUGAUAUGCACGAUGUGUGUGUAUAGCGUCCCUAUACUUCUACAUAAUGUAUGUAUUAUUAUUAUUUUUUAAUGAUUAUUAUUUUUUUUAAACAAAACAAAAGAAUUAUCGACUGUCACGUGAUGGAGUAUGAUUGUUCCUUUUUUUUUUUUUUACCUGUACAUAAUAGCGGUGUGUACUCCAGUGCGUGUGCUAUAUAUAUUUAUAGCGAUGUUUAGUCGUGAAAUUUGGGCAAAUUUCAUUAUCAAUCCCAACCCGGUGUAUUACUCGAUCAUUGGCAUUUCAAAUUUUGUUCUGCAAUCAAAUGAUGUGCGCGUGUGAAAAGAGAGGGCAAGAAUCGAGUAGCAUGGAUUUACCAAACCCAGUUUUUAAAUGUCAUCUAGUCUGUGAUGAUUUCUGUUUUUUCGUGCAUUUUAAUCUUUUCAUCAUAAUUUUAUUCACAUUUUUCACGUCCGCUGGUUGUGCGAUUUUCUAUUUUUCUCUCUCGCGUUCGUCCUGUUCAAAUAGGAUUUUUUUUUUCUUUUUCUUUUUCACACCUGAAAAUCAUUCGCGUUUUGUAAUGCAAUUCUUGAAAUGCUCUCUUCACUUGUUUCCGCUAUCGACAGGGUUUAGCUCCUCCCCCCUUUUUUUUUGUAAUAAAAAAACAAAAAGAAAAUACCCACCCCAAAACAUUUCGUGAAAUGCGUAGUUUUAAACGAAGCGGUAAAAGCUGCGAAUUUCGUCAGCUGUCUGGACGACUAUUCAACCAAUGUAUAUAUAAUUGAGUGGGGAGGGAGGGGCAGUAAGAGGGAAAGCAUUUUUAGAAUAAAGGAAGCGAAAUAAUAAGAUAUUGAUUCGACUGCCUCUAAUAGCGCCCAUUUUGAAAGAAUAGCAAAAUAUAAAAAUAAACUCCCUUUUGAUGAUUAUUAUACCUCAUAGAUUUAAAAAGGAAACCCCAUCCAUUUGAUUCUUUUGUUCUUUAUUUCCCCCUUUUUUUGUGUGUGUGUGGCUCUCGUGGUCCUUUUCAUCGACAGUUUCCGUAUUUAAAAUUCUGCUGCUUCCAUUUUCGAAUUGACUCUCUCUCUUUCUCGUUCACGUUUCUAUCAAACUCAAUUGUUCAGUAAAAGAAAAAAAGGAAAUGCUCCAAAUCUUAUUCAUUAGUCGUCUUCGUUGUAUUCGUGAUGAUUCUUUCUUGGCCUUUUGCCUCUUUAAAUUACGUCACACCGCGCCGUUUUUACUGCCGCCCCUUUCAAUUGCGUUACGCGCCUUCCCCUAGUUAACAAAACAAAACGGAAGUUCAAUUUGAAAAUACUUGUUGCCCUCCAUGAAAAUAGAGUAAAACAAGAAAGCCAUCGUGGGUUCAGCCAUCGUGACACACUUGCCCCUCCAACCGCCCGUUUCUCUCGUCUGUGUGAAGUCAAUCAUUUGUCAAUUGUACUAUAAUUCACGCGUGAAAAGAGACUUGACUCGAAUGUCCUCCUUCCUCACCGCCCAAUUUCCCUUUCAAUCAUUUACACACACACACACACGCUCACGCAGAAAGAAACGCUCUUCAAAUUCGACAACCCUCAAAAUUGAAUAGUCUCGACAUUUUCUUCUCUUUCUUGUGUCUUUUCUAUUUCUCUUCUCUUCUUCUUCUUCUUCUUUUUUUUUCUUCAUUUUUGAGCUCUUUCCUUUCAUCUUUUAUCUACUGACGCGAUUUUUUCUCUACGUGUAACAUCUCCACCUUAUUAUUAUGAUUAUUAUACAUAUACAUACUACAAAAAUUAUAUCACUACUCGGCCAGGUCUCUCUUUCCUCUCCCCUCUUUUCGCAAAUUUUUAUUCCCUGUUGUAUUCAAAUACAUAAAGAAAAAGGAAGAAAAAUGAGUUAAAAAAAAAACAAACAAAAAAACAAAAAUUGACACACUUCCGGAGAGAUUGUCUUUCGUUCGUGUAUGUUAUAAUCAAGACACACGUUGAAAUGAAACAUUUUGACGACCCCAUGCCGAUGGAGCAUUUCCCACCGAGGAUCGAACAUUCAGAGAAUGCAGAAACGUUAAUUUUGUUUUUUUUUUUAAGUUUAAAUGAGUAAAUUGAGUUAAUGACAUGCAGAAAUGAUGUCGACUGGCUCAUUGGAAUUAAGGGAAACAAAAGGGUUUGCCAUUCGCCAAAAGAUGAAUUUAAACAAAUCAAUCUCUGGUCCCCAAAUUUUAACAUUCCGCCGGAUGUGCCUCUCCUUAUACCAUUCCUCUAUUAAAACCAAGCACGGGUAUGUAUCGCAUUGUUAUAUAAUAUAGUAUCUGUCUUGUGUUUAGCUCUACUGCAUGUGCUGAUCAAUUGGCAUGUUGAAUAUUGGACACGUUCGUACAGAUAGACAAUCAGCGAAAAACAUGGAAACCUGUUCGUCCCUCUUCGGUACAGAAAAAAAGACAACACGGACCAAUCACGGUGAGUUUCCCAUUCAUAGCUACAGUCGUGUCUUUCUAUUUGGUUGCGACAUUUCUGGCAACUCAAUUUUAUUUUUUCCUCCCACUUUUUUCCGUUCAAAAUGGCCACCCUUUUUAUUGUUGUCCCCUGACGAGAGCAAAACUGAAUUGAAAGGGCGUCUCCUUCCGGCCUCGCUGAUCUAUACAACAAUCGAACCUUCUCAAAGACAACUACUCGACGAACUUCAAAAGGAGAAAGUUCUAUGGCGUUCCGGCUUGGAUGUUGCGUGAAUUCCGCAAUAGACUGGGCAAUACAGAGAUCCACCACGACAAUCAUGUCCUUGUUCUUUUCAUCUGUUUAGAGGGAGAGCAAAGGAUCUGUCGCACGAUGACCGAAUGACGUGCGCUGACUUUGAUUUGAGCGUUCAACUUCAAACGCCAAUUUAAAAAAUAAAUAAAUAAUUUAAAAAUCGUUUAAUUAUCAACGUUUAAUAAGGUUUGAUUUAGAUGCCACUUGACGGUUAGUUAAUUGGCGCUAUUACAUUAACCAUUUGAUGGUAUAGUGGAGAGGGCCAGUGUAACUUAUAUGCGUCUCGUGGUUUAUUUUCAAGGCCUUCUUUUUAAGGGAUAAUCAGACAGAAAUCCGAUAGCUGCUCGUCUUGUAAUAUCGUCUGGCAGCCAGAAGAAUGACCCAUCACUCUCUUGAAGCUCUUGACGGAUAGCAGCGCUUUAUAUAGCGACUAGCUUCUCAGCUUUCUUAUAUAAUGUGGUGAACAAUUAAGUCCAUCUCCUAUGAGUAGCCCACACAAUUUCUAUGGUGGUGGCACCAUCUUUUUUCCUACUAUUGUCCGGAUGUUUGGCUAACCAGAUCACAUAUCUUUUUCUUUUCCUUCUUCAUUUCAGGACACGUUUUCCUUCGCCUUUAAGAGUGACGCAUUGCACGAAAAGAUCUUUGCAUUUCGUCAUUUUUCUGGCGUAUAAUUUACUCAGUAGAAACAUUAUUGGUCUCCUUAUUCCAUCUGUGCCUAUGAAGUUGAGACGGGCAGUUCAACGGACAAAACGGAAACCACCAAAUUAUUUCUGCAUGAGUUGAAUUCUCUUCUUUCAAGUAUAUUUAUGCUCAUUGGUCACUUUACUGCCCCUCAGAUGAAAACUGCGUUAUACCCACUGCAAUUGCCCAUUGCCCCAUCAGCAAUUCCUGUGUCCGGUCUUCCGGAAGAAAAAAAUUGUUGUCGACAGUUCCAAUGUUUCGUUUGUCAUCAUUUCUUUUUCCUCGACCGCUUCCGGUGGCUUCCGUUACUCCGUCGAAUUUAUCCCUCAAAAUUUUAUUUAAUUUUAUUUUAUUAUUUGCUUUUUUUCAUUUUAUUUGCAGAGGAAAAAGACCAUCCCAUCGGGCAUCCCAUUUUCUGAAGCUGAUUUUGGAAGGAAAUGAAGCAUCGAACUAAUGCAUGGUUAAUAACUGCUUUUGUUGUUGUUGCGUGUGUACAGAGCACUUUGGUUUGCUGACUAAGAACCUCUUCCGGACACAAUAGUGAACGCCAUCAUCUCUGCGAGUUGUGUUGUUCAAUUUCGUGGCAUCUGGAUGCAACGUUGCCGAGUCUUUUCAUCAGUAUCGAUUGGUUGCUGCCUUCGUGCGAAUAAAUGAGCUUCUCUCUUGCUGCGUAUCCCGUGCAUGCUUAUAAAUGUGUGUGUGUGUGUAUGUGUAUGUAUCUACGCCAUCUUUUUCCUUGUCGCAACUCUGCGGAUUAAAAUGUCAUCACGACGGGAUAAAUAUAAACAGCGAGCCGGGUGACGGCUUUCCAUUA